AUGAUGUUUCACGACGGGAAUUACAACGAUCGGUGGAUGAUCGGCAGUUCGACGCAAUCCCAGCCAUCCACGUGGACACGAGUAGAGGACAAGCUCUUUGAGCAGGCUCUGGUGAUGUACCCAGAGGAAAUCGCCGACCGGUGGCAAAAGAUCGCGGAACGAGUUCCGGGAAAAUCUGCCGAGGACGUGAUGGCCCACUACGAGGCUUUGGUUCAUGAUGUUUUGGAGAUUGACUCGGGCCGGAUCGAGCUGCCGAGUUACUCGGACGAUUGCUUUGAGUGGGAGACCGAGUCCGGCGCGAGUCAGAUAUCGUUUGGGUCGUCGGGAAAGGUGAAAGGGGAGGUGGAGAGGAAGAAAGGAACUCCUUGGACUGAAGAAGAGCACAGGUUGUUUCUAAUUGGGCUCGACAGAUAUGGCAAGGGUGACUGGAGGAGCAUAUCAAGAAAUGUGGUCGUAACAAGAACACCAACACAAGUAGCUAGCCAUGCCCAAAAGUAUUACCUUCGUCAAAACUCGGUGAAGAAAGAGAGGAAGAGGUCAAGCAUCCAUGACAUCACCACCACAGUGGAUAGCACGCCCGUACCUCCUCCAAGCAAUUGCCCCAAUCAAGAAGGGUCCCUAGGGUAUCAGAACUUCGGCUUUCCUAUGUAA
Ilex paraguariensis (yerba mate) is the source of this 651-nucleotide messenger RNA. Lineage: Eukaryota; Viridiplantae; Streptophyta; Magnoliopsida; Aquifoliales; Aquifoliaceae. The record is from the annotation of a GenBank genome assembly.